This is a messenger RNA of Nematolebias whitei (Rio pearlfish), 378 nucleotides long. RefSeq names its product chromosome 2 C15orf48 homolog (gene coxfa4l3). NCBI's taxonomy places the organism in Eukaryota, Metazoa, Chordata, Actinopteri, Cyprinodontiformes, Rivulidae. The record is from RefSeq and is a predicted model, not a curated record. The coding region runs from base 82 to 378 and encodes 98 amino acids. The transcript is spliced from 5 exons.
CUUCAUCUGUUGCUGCUUCACCCUGCAGGACUAAGAGGCGUCAGGGAUUUCAGAGCUGCAGGUGUUUGGACCUUCUGACAAAUGUCGUUUUUACAGUUGUUGAAGAAGAGGAAGGAGAUCAUUCCUCUGGUGGGCAUCAUGGUGUUGGCAGGAACAGGUGCCACCACUGCUGGUCUCUACUUCCUGUUCACCAAAUCUGACGUGAUUCUGAACAAGACCUCAAACCCAGAACCAUGGGAGAGAGUGGACCCAACUAAACCCCAGAAGCUUAUCACCAUCAACCAGCAGUGGAAACCUGUGGAGGAGCUGGAGAUGGUCAAGUCCAUGACCAAACAAAGAUCCAGAACCAAGCCGAACCGCCUGCCCCCAUCAGUCUAA